AUGUUAGAGGAUGAGCUGUUACCCAAUACUACCCUGGUCCCAGAGGUUUUUCUUGAUUUUUCUUCGAGAAAGAGAUCAAGAGGAAGCCGCGAAGCGGCGACAACGAGUCGCGAAAGCGACGAGAGAGAGAAAAAACCUUUGGUUACCUUGGCCUCGAAUCUCACUUUCAUGCGGACGACAGGGUCAGGAUCUGACCCUCGGGCGUUGAUUGGUUGAUAGUUUUUCAAACACGCAAACCAAUUUGAUUGGCUCGUUUAAUUGUAACUACCGAGGGGACGCUGAGGAUUUUGACACCUCAUUUUGCCUCUCUCUACUAGGGAAGAAAAUUGUUUGUAUGCUGCACUCGCAAUAACAUUUGCACAGGACCAAGGCACGUAAAGGCACGCCAUAUUUCGAGAUUUUGACAUGGAUGUUGUUCCUGAAAGAAUAUUCGAAGAAAUUUUGACCUCGGUACUUAAUGAGCGCUUUCCUGAGUCUCGCUGAACAACAAAAGAAAGCUUUGUUCGCUGCGUUGAGUCGAAAGGAUGUGUUCACCAUUUUGUCAACCGGACAUGGAAAGUAUAUUUUCUGUUACAAUACUGUCAUUCCAUUAAAUAAACUAACUUGUUUAGGGCAGCAAAAUAAAAAAUCUCCGAAUACCGAAUGAAAGUUUCCUUGUAGGAAAAAAAACAUACAACUUUGUACAAGAUUUUCCUGCGAUGCCCAAAAAAGAUCUAGCCAACGUUAUUUUUGGCAUAGAUCUAUUCGGCUAACUCAAUGUUGUACCCAAUUCAAAUCUCCCGGGGAUAAGAUUCUUUGUGUAUUGCAUUUGCAUUAUAAUGUGGCAUUCACAUUUAAAUGAUAUGGAAAAGCCGAAUAGGUCUAUUGGGUCAACAAAAACCUCUGAAAGUACAUUCCGAACAUUAAGGGUUUGUUGUGCUGCAUGACUCUUCCUAGCGUCGUUGUUCCACAAAAAAAGGAAAUGGAGCCGCCAAACCAAAACGCGAGCCAGAUUGCCAGAAUACAUAUUAAUAUUACUACUUUGAAGGGAAUGCCCGCGCCCCGCAGAAGCAAACAAUGCAAUAAGCGCGAUUGAUAGACUCUUGCAAACUUUACAACUUUCCGCUGGCACACUGCCGACAGAACAGAUGACAGUGUUUGUGAAAAAUCCUUGUUAUUAUACCCAAAAAAGUUGAUUUUAGAUCGGCAACUUACUUUUACAUAAAUUCUGCAAAUCCUGCAGCAGUUGUUUGGAACAAUGUUGGUUUCUUUAUAAAGUGGUCGUCUUAUUCCUGGACUCUUCUCGCCCAUCGUUAACACAUGCUUUAGCUUGACCCCAAUUUACAAAUCACUCUUUACCACCCAAGUGGAGAUGGUUUGUUCAUAACAUAAUUUCCCCAGGUCUACCCCCACUUAAAAAAAGCGGCUGAUAAGCACGUGUUUGCUAAGUUGCCAUUGGCCACUCCUUUUAUUAGCAAUUUGACGCGUUUGACAGCUGUUGUCUGCAUGAAAGUGAGAUUCAAGGCCAAGGUAACCAGAGGUUUUUCUCUCUCUUCUUGUCGCUUUUGCGACUCGUUGUCGCCGCUUCGCAGCUUGCUGUUGAUCUCUUUCGCAAAGAAAAAUCAAGAAAAACCUCUGGAACCAGGGUAACCCAAUACAAGAGUUGAGAUGAAUUUUGAGAUUGAGUCAGAUGGUAAUCUAAUUUGGCAAGCCGGAGCUGCUUGCAGGGUGGCUAUCACUAGGAUGCAAUCGUAUGUCCCAGGAAUAACCUUCAAUAGUGAGGGCCAAUCAUCCUAUAUGAGUCAAUACCUUAAAAACCACAAGUGGACUUACUUGAGAGAGAAUAUAGAAAGAUCAAAUAGUAGCCAGCAGAGAGCUGGGCAUUUCAGAAUCUCUUCUGGUAUUUCGAAACCCCGACACAUGUUUGUAUUCAUAACCAAUGAUGCGAAUAUCAAUGCCCAGACAGAAAAUCCAUUCUUGUACAACACAUUCUCGGUCUCAACUGACCCAAGAACCUUAUCCAAUUGUCACCUCGAAGUUGGAAACGGUAACGAAUACCCAGAGAUACAUUACACACCAACUACUGAUAUAACUAGAGUCUUCAGGGAUGUGUUGAAAUAUGUUCACAAAAAUAAUGAAUACGGUGAAGGGUCAUUACUCAAUAAAUCUAAUUUUAGUGCGCUAUUCCCCUUCCCAUAUUUCGACUUAACAAAGCAGAAAAUGGACUUUAAGGAUGGCACUACAAAACUGACAUUCAAAUAUGAGCUAUCUGGAACAGCGGCAACAGCCUACUCAAUUUACGCAUUAACACUAUAUGAGCAAGAUGUUGAGCUAAUUCAGAAGGAUGGUAGAAUAAUACUAAGAUCGUAAAUUAUGUAACGUAUAUUAUAUACAAGUUAUGACAAAAUAUUAUCCUUAUGGCAUGUCACUUAGUAAAGAACAAUUGGAAAAGCUUUCAGAGCUUAAAAUAAUAAUUCAGCGAUAACCAUCAGACUUACCAGAAAUGAGUUAUCCCGACCACAUGAAUUAAUGCUAACAAAAACUCAGAUCAAUAAAUUGAAAAAAGCAAUAAGCCAGGGUACAGGAUCGGAUAUCAAAAUAUCAAAAACACAAAUCAGAAAGGCUGUUAGACAGGGUGGUAGUUUGUGGGGAUCAUAAAUCAGUUUAGGAAGCAAGUUGCUACCUAUGGCAAUGCCAUUAACCAAAAAAGCUAUCGCACCCAGGGUGCAAAGAAAAUCAUGUUCACAGCUUGCAAUUCGGGCAAGCUGAAGCUAGCAUUUACUAGCCCAGACAUCAUUUCAACUAGCCCCAAAAGCUUUUAGACGAGCAGAAUUGACUUCACAGUUCUUCUGUUAUUCGAAUUCCUCAAAAACAUCACUUGCCCGUCGGGCAAGUUAAAAACAGAAGUCACUAGUCCGAUAGGAAAAUCCACUAGCCCCGGGCUAUCGGACACUACUUUCUUUGCACGCUGGCACCACUUGCAACAGGUGCGCUAUCUGGAUUAGCCAGUCUCGGUGUGGAUAAAAUAUUCGGAAAAGGUCAACGAGGAGGUUUUCUUAUUCCAAUAGAUAAAAUAGCACAAUUGGUUGCAUACAAGCAUUUACUGACCACAGGUCAGAAAAAGGAUAUUCUUAAGGCUCUCCAAACUGGAAACGGAUUGGUUAUCAGACCAACAAAAACACAGAGCAGCGGAUUUCUUGGUACUCUACUAGCGAGUAUAGGAGUCCCUCUAUUACUAAACGGUAAUAGAGUAUGGUAUGAGAGUAAAAAAAGGAAAGGGAAAGGGACUGCUACUAGGCAAGAACAGCCCAUUCAAUUCAAUCCCAAUUCUAGGAACAAUACUGUAAGAUUCAUAAACAAACCGUUAUCGAACAUUGAUUUGUUACAAUGGGUUACACAAUUGGGAAUUAAAUAUUUCAGGGGUAUCUACAGCCGUGAUAAUUUACCAGACAAAAUACUCAAAUUGAAAACUGGAAUAAUUAAUUUGGAUGAUUCAAUGGGCGGGGGCAGUCAUUGGAUUUGUUAUAGAAACGUGGAUAAGCAAUAUUGUGAAUAUUUUGAUCCGGUCGGAUUAAUCAUGCCCAGUGAAAUCAAAAACUAUCUGAAAACAUGCGGUAAAAAAAUGGUGUUCUCAUCAGAUGAAAUACAAGAAAGAGACAGUGUUUUAUGCGGUUAUUGGUGCUUAUAUUAUCUUCUAGAGAGACGAAAGGGUAGAUCAUUAUUAGAUGUUAUACAUAACCCCAAAUUCGGUUUCACAAAUCAAAUGAUAAAUCACCAAUUUCUGAUAAACUAUUUUAUGUAAUCCUAUUAUAUAGAAUGUCUGAAAAGUUCUGUGUUUAUUGUCAAGAAGUUACUCCACAUUAUAUGAAUCAAUAUGGAUGUUCCGAGUGCUGCAACUGUGAACCCUUGAGUGAGAGUGAUUAUGAGUCAGAUAGCAGCCAUGAUACUUAUGUUCCAGACAGUAGUGAUAGUGAUUAG
Molecule: messenger RNA, 3957 nt
Organism: Porites evermanni
Lineage: Eukaryota; Metazoa; Cnidaria; Anthozoa; Scleractinia; Poritidae
Source: the annotation of a GenBank genome assembly